AUGAUCAGCGUGGAUCCGAGACGCGUUGCGGAUCUGCAAGAGAACUUGGCGGAAGUACAAGCACGAGUGGACAAAGCCGCGAACGGGCGACCGGUAACCCUCGUCGCAGUCUCAAAAUACAUGCCCCCCUCCGACCUCCAACUCCUCUACUCCUCUCCCCACCGCCAACUCCACUUCGGGGAAAACUACCUCCAAGAACUCCUUCACAAAUCAUCCCUCCUCCCCGCCGAUAUCCACUGGCACUUCCAAGGUGCCCUCCAAACAAAUAAAUGCAAGAACCUCGCGUCCCAGAUUCGGAAUCUGUGGAGUGUGGAGACGGUUGAUACGGUGAAGAAGGCGGAUGCAUUGGAGAAAGGACGAAGGAGUGUAUUGGAGGGGAAGGGAGAGGUAGGGGAGGAGGGGAAAAAGUGGGCAAGGUUGAGGGUUUACGUGCAGGUCAAUACGAGUGGUGAAGAAAGCAAAUCCGGCGUCGAACCCCCGGAAGCCCACGCCCUCUGCCGCCACAUCCACAACUCCUGCCCCUCCCUCACUCUGUCCGGCCUCAUGACAAUCGGAUCCCGCUCAAACUCCCUCUCCUCCUCCGAAGAGAACCCCGACUUCAAAACCCUAGUAAGUGUUCGAGAUCAGAUUAGUAAAGAGUUGGGAGUGGAACUGGGGUUGAGUAUGGGCAUGUCGAGUGAUUUCGAGGAGGCGAUUAGGAUGGGGAGUACGAAUGUUAGGGUUGGGAGUUUGUUGUUUGGCAAGAGGAAAACGAAGGAGGAGAUGGAUGAGCUCAAGAAGCGAACAGCCGAGACGGAGAAGGCACGAUGA
Molecule: messenger RNA, 810 nt
Organism: Saitoella complicata NRRL Y-17804
Lineage: Eukaryota; Fungi; Ascomycota; Saitoellomycetes; Saitoellales; Saitoellaceae
Exons: 3
Coding region: 1-810 (269 amino acids)
Cellular component (GO): intracellular anatomical structure
Molecular function (GO): pyridoxal phosphate binding
Source: RefSeq, a predicted model, not a curated record